CUGCUCCCACCCCGGUCCGCCAUCAUGGAGUCCUGAACAAAAACGAAUGUCGACCAAAAUGGGGAUACGCCAGCUGGAGAAGAAAUCCUUUAACAUUGUGACAGCACAAAGCGGAGCAUGGAGUGUACCCUAGGGAAUUUAUGUCACAAACCCACAAUGAAGACUUCCCGUUCGGCUCAAAGUAUUAGUUGCUAAUUAGCUUCUGAUUGUCUAAACGAGACAACCGCCGCUCUCCUCUGUGCUAGCUAGCUGGCUCGCUUAGCUUUGACAGGCAGCUAGCUGUCACUGCAGUUGACUGGCACUUCAUUCAUGUCAUCUCAGGCUGCUGGCUGUCCAAAUAAAUGGGAGCGACGGGAUGGCGAGAACUUUGAGUAACUGCAUCUACAGGCAAAAUGCAGUUUGCUCGCGUUGAGUAGACAGCGGCGGGGAAAAGUGGAGUGAGACCUAUAUUUUUUCCCAGUCAUAGUUAGCUAGCUUUAGCUAGCUACAGUGGAUCCUAAAAGCCACGGCGCUGGCCAUGCCGUCGAGUGUGCGGGCAGGGAGCCUGAAGGACCCGGAGGUGGCUGAGCUCUUCUGCAGAGAGGAUCCGGAGAAGCUCUUCACAGACCUGAGGGAGAUUGGACAUGGGAGCUUCGGCGCUGUCUACUUUGCCCAUGACAUCCGUACCAAUGAAGUGGUGGCCAUCAAGAAGAUGUCCUACAGUGGCAAACAAUCCAAUGAGAAAUGGCAGGACAUCAUCAAGGAAGUGAAAUUCCUCCAGAAACUGCGGCAUCCCAACACAGUCGAGUACCAUGGCUGCUACCUAAGGGAGCACACGGCGUGGCUGGUGAUGGAGUACUGCUUGGGCUCCGCUUCUGACCUUUUGGAAGUCCACAAGAAGCCCCUCCAGGAGGUGGAAAUAGCUGCUAUUACCCAUGGUGCACUUCAGGGACUGGUCUAUCUUCACUCUCACAACAUGAUUCACAGGGAUGUGAAGGCAGGAAACAUCUUGCUCACGGAGCCGGGACAGGUCAAACUGGGUGACUUUGGUUCUGCAUCCAUUGUCGCGCCAGCCAACUCCUUUGUGGGAACUCCUUACUGGAUGGCCCCUGAGGUGAUCCUGGCCAUGGACGAGGGUCAGUACGAUGGCAAGGUGGAUGUGUGGUCACUUGGCAUUACCUGCAUAGAGCUGGCGGAAAGGAAGCCUCCUCUUUUCAACAUGAAUGCUAUGAGUGCCUUAUAUCACAUCGCCCAGAAUGAGAGCCCUGUGUUGCAGUCAAAUCACUGGUCGGAUUAUUUUCGCAAUUUUGUGGACUCUUGUUUGCAGAAGCUUGCCCAGGACAGACCUACCUCUGACGUGCUGCUCAAGCACCAUUUCCUAUGCAGAGAGCGUCCCAUGACAGUCGUGAUGGACCUUAUUGCACGCACCAAGGACGCUGUCCGUGAGCUGGAUAACCUGCAGUACCGGAAGAUGAAGAAAAUCCUCUUCCAUGAGGCCCACAAUGGCCCUGCGCCAGAGGGGGCUGACGAGGAAGAGGAUGUGGAGCAGUACAUGCUGCGCACGGGCACUGUCAACAGCAUGGAGAGCUCCCACUCGCUGCCAUCCAUGUCCAUCAGCGCCAGCUCCCAAAGCAGCUCCGUCAACAGCCUGGCCGAUGGCUCAGACGACAGUGGCGAGAUGGCCAUGAUGCAGGAGGGCGAGCACACAGUCACCUCAAACAGCUCUGUUCUACACAAACCGCUGAGCCACGACAAUAUCUAUGAUGACCCCUACCAGCCAGAGGUUGACUCCCAACGAGAUGCCUCUUCUGCUGUUGGAGGUGGCGGUGGAGGAGGAGGAGGAGGAGGAGGGGGAGGUGGGAGGCGUCGUCGAGGCCGAGACCAUUUUGCUACCAUCAGGACGGCCUCGCUCGUCACUCGUCAGAUCCAAGAACACGAGCAGGGAUCGGCCCUAAGGGAACAGAUGUCUGGGUACAAGCGUAUGCGCCGGCAGCACCAGAAACAGUUGAUGGGCCUUGAAAACAAGCUGAAGGCAGAGAUGGACGAGCACCAGCUGCGACUGGACAAGGAGCUGGAGAACCAGAGGAACAGCUUCUCUAUGGAGGGUGAAAAGUUAUCUAAGAAGCACUCAGCUAUCAUGGACAAGGAGACAAAGGCGGUUCUGACUGAGGAGAAGAAGUUCCAGCAGCACAUACUCGGCCAGCAGAAGAAGGAGUUGACAAAUCUGCUUGAGUCACAGAAACGACAGUAUCGGCAACGCAAAGAGCAGCUUAAAGAGGAGCUGAACGAGAACCAGUCUACGCCCAAGCGGGAGAAGCAGGAGUGGCUGGUGCACCAAAAGGAGUGUCUGCAGCAGCUCCAGGCGGAGGAGGAGUCGGGCCUGCUGAGGAGGCAGAGGCAGUAUUAUGAGCUCCAGUGUCGCCAAUACAAAAGGAAGAUGCUGCUGGCACGCCACAACCUGGAGCAAGAUCUGCUCAGAGAGGAGCUGAACAAGAAGCAGACCCUGAAAGACCUGGAGUGUGCCAUGCUGCUACGCCAUCACGAGUCCACCCAGGAGCUGGAAUUCCGCCAGCUGGGCCUGGUGCAGCGCACCCGGGCUGACCUGAUCCGCACUCAGCACCAGACAGAGCUCACCAACCAGAUGGAGUACAACAAGCGACGUGAGCAGGAACUGCGUCAGAAGCACGCCAUGGAGGUCCGCCAGCAGCCCAAGAGCCUCAAAUCCAAAGAGUUGCAGAUAAAGCGCCAGUUCCAGGACACAUGCAAGAUCCAGACCCGCCAGUACAAGGCCCUGCGGAACCACCUGCUGGAGAACACGCCCAAGUCAGACCACAAAGCCAUGCUGAAGCGCCUGAAGGAUGAGCAGACCCGUAAGCUGGCCAUCCUGGCCGAACAGUACGACCACUCCAUCAAUGACAUGCUGUCUACGCAGGCUCUACGAUUGGAUGAGACCCAGGAAGCAGAGUACAAGGUGUUGCGCAUGCAACUGCAGCAGGAGCUGGAGCUGCUCAACGCCUACCAGAGCAAGAUCAAGAUCCACACGGACACGCAGCAUGAGAGGGAAGUCAAGGACCUGGAGCAGAGGGUGUCCAUCCGCCGUGCACUGCUGGAGCAGAGGAUCGAGGAGGAGAUGCUGUCACUCCAGAACGAGCGCUCUGAGCGUAUCCGCACCCUCUUAGAGCGCCAGGCCAGCGAGAUCGAGAGCUUCGACUCGGAAAGUUUACGUCUGGGCUUCACAAGCUUGUCCCUCUCAGGCCUCCCUGGUGAUGCCUACUCCAAGCAGGGUUACCCCAGUGCCCCGCAACCAGCCCCCCGCUCCACCAGUCACUGGAGCCAUGGCGUGCACCCCCAGAAUGCUCCCCCGCCACAGCCCUCACGCCGGAGCCACAACAGCAGCAGCAGUGGAGGAGGCGUAGGGGAACGCAGGAGCGACUCUUCUUCCUUGCAUGGCUUGGGAAUGGCGCUGGCGCUGUCGAGGGACGGGCACCACCCGUCCCGCUCAUCUGCCUCGUCCUCAUCCUCCUCCUCCUCGUCUUCUUCCCACCACCAGCGCCACCACCUCCCGCAGCACUACCACCACCAGAGCACACCACAGCUGUACCGCGAGCGAGAGCGGGAUAGGGACCGCGAACAGGAGAAGGAGCGGGAGUGGCCCGGUGUGCGAGGCCCCAGUGGUGACCUGGUCCACCCUUUACCCUUACCCUUACCCUUCUCCCAUCACCUACCCUCCCGCUCCUCCUCUCAGUCCCUCGCCAUGCUACCUCCACCGCCGCCCGCCCCUCCUUCCAUUUCCGGCCCAUCCUCCUCCUCGUCUUCCUCCUCCUCCUCGCAGGGGGGGAUCUAUGGUGGCGAAAGGGGUGGCGGCGGCGGCAGCAGCAGUGGGCUUGGCAUACGUGCCGCCCCCAGCCUGAUGGCUCUGAGAAACAGCCCUCAACCUCUCAGGAGGACGGCAUCCGGUGGGGGGCCUGGGGCAGGCGGGGGCGCCGACGGCGUACUGAGUCGGAGCACCUCGGUCACCUCGCACAUCUCCAACGGCUCACACCUCUCCUACUCGUAGACGGCGGAAUGGGGGGCAGGGUUUAGGUAAGUAGCUAUCACAGGCUGCGUCUCAGUACAGAACUAUUUCGUCCUUUGUUGACAUGUGAGGGCAAGCUUCUUAUUGAGGUGCGUCCUGCCUCCUUAGACUCAGGGUGGGAAACAGGAAGAGGGGAAUGUAACACCACUUGAGCGUAGGUUUCAUAAUAAAGGUUUUUUUUAAUACUUAGUAGGCUGCAGAAAAGGAGCGGGGUUUGUCUUCUUCUAUGAUGUUCUAUGCUGGAAUGGAGAACCAGAGAAGACAAGCGGACAGGGGAAAAGCAAAAAGUAGGUUUAUGUGUACGUAACUGUACUUGUAUGUAGUGUCCAGAUAUAUAAGCACUGCUAUGUUAGCCUCCAGGAUGGAAAACAAAAAAAUGGUUUUACACUUGAUUUUUUUUAUGUAAUAUUCAGUGUAUGAAAAAAAGACACAUAAAUGUUGCUUGGAACGUCACCAAUGCCUUUAAGGAUUUCUUAAAGGGAUGUCAUCAAAAUUUCUAUUUGAUGGCCACAACUGAAUGUAAAGAAUUGUGUAGAAGAAAGGAAAAUAAGAGUAAUGAGUAGAACAAUUCAGGCGUCCAUGAGUAUGUAUAGUGGUCGUAACACUCCAGUGCAUGAGACAUUCGUAUGCAUCACCAGACAUCUUUGAAACGCUCUCACCAAUCUUUAUUGUACAUAAUUGAUGUGGAAUAUUACAAGCUAAACAAAGCUUUUAUAGAAGUACAAAGAUGACGAUGAGUAAUUUUGAUAUAUUCAAAUGAGUAUUGAAUUUCUCCUGACUCCAAAAUACAUUUUCUAUUGUUGUCAAUAUAACCAUAGAGGCAAACCUGAUUGUAGCUGUUGUCAUGUUAACAUAAAAAUAUAUAUAUACUGUCAGGUAUUGUUUGUUUUAAUGAUUAUUAAUAAUAAGGCAUUAUUAAUAAUUGUUAAUGUGUAUGUGUUGAAUGGUGAAGUCUAGCUGUGUUGCCACUUUUUAAAGACAGCUCUAGAUCUAUUAACUUGUAGUGGAUAUAAAAAUACACACACAUGCAUAUAUAUAUGUAUAUAUAUAUGCAGACCUGAUCAAAAUCUUCUGACCAGUUCAAAAAUUGCUAGAAUUUGCAUUUUACACAUUGGGAUCUUAAUGAGGUUUUAAGUACAGCUACAAUAUGCAAAAACAAGAAGGGGGAGUGAGGAAAAAAACAUUUGGAACUUGUAAUUUAAACAAAAAAAAAAACUGAAAUAGGUUUGUUUUUCACCUGAAAAAUUUAACACCACAGGCUGUAAAAUCUGCUCAAAAUGUUCAUUUUCUGUCAGGCAUUCACACUGUCAUGCCCUCCUGAUGGCUAAAGCUAAGGAGCUUUCUCUUUUUGAACGUGGUCGUAUUGUGGAGCUGCAUAAGCAAGGCCUCUUGCAGCGUGCCUUUGCUGCUGAGGUUGGGAGCAGUAAAUCAGUCAUUCUACAUUUUUUGAAAGAUCCUGAGCAUUAUGGAACAAAAAAGUCAAGUGGUAGACCCAAAAAAAAUCACACCUGCGCUAAACCGGAGGAUCCGAUUGGCUGUCCAUCAAGACACAGGGCGGUCUUCGGAGCCGACUGCAGCACAAUAGCCAUCAGACGGCAUCUGCGGGAAAAAAGUUAAAAAACAAAAAACAAAUUCAAAGACUUCAUUUCCUUCAACGCCACAAAAGUGCCCGUUUAGACUUUGCCAGGGAGCAUCAAACAUGGGACAUUGAAAGGUGGAAAAGUAAAUUCUCUUGAUGGUUCAGAUGGCUUCCAACGUUACUGGCAUGACAAGGAGAUCCCACCUGAGAUGUUUUCUACCCGGCACAGUGGACUUCUUCAGGGAGAAUCACAUCACUCCUUUGGACCAUCCUGCAUGUUCCCCUCAUUUAAAUCCCAUAGAGCACAUUUGGGGAUGGAUGGAAACAAGGGAAGUUUAUAAAAAUGGCCAUCAGUUCCAGACAGUUGAUGCCCUUGGUGAAGCCAUCUUCACCACUUGGAGCAAUGUUCCCACUAGCCUCCUGGAAACACUCGCAUCAAGCAUGCCUAAACCCAUUUUUGAAGUGAUGAACAAGAACGGUGGAGCUACUCAUUACUGAGUCCUAAUGAGAACAUGUUUUGUUCUAUUUUUUUGAACGAUUGUCUUAAAUUUUUGAUGAGCUGAUAAACAGCCUAUUUCAGUUUAAUUGUUGUUUUCAAUAAAUUACUUUUUAAAAGUGCUUUUUGUGUCACUCCCCUUCUUGCUUUUGCAUAUUGUAGCUCUACUUAAAACCUCAUUAAGAUCCAAAUGUGCAAAAUGCAAAUUCUAGCAAUUUUUCAACUGGUCUUAAGAUUUUGAUCAGGUGUAUAUAUAUAUAUAUAUAUAUAUAUAUAUAUAUAUAUAUAUAUAUAUAGUGACAACCUCCUGUUUUUUUUUUUUUAUAAUUGGCCACUGGAAUGUACAUUUGUUCAUUUUUAAAGUUUUUAUUUCAAUUGAAGACGAGUCGGCAUACCAGAGGACUUUAAAGGUAUUGCUAACGAGAAGAAGGCCGGGGCCUUGAUUGAGCUGCUGGCUUGGUGCACCCGUGGGUGCUGACCCAGCAGCAAUGACCGGAGCAGCUUUAUCAUGCGGCACAGGACUUUUUGUUGAGGAGUUGACGCUGCCGAGGCCCCAAAGGUCCCUUCUCUCCAUAGCUUUUGACUUUAGUUGGUUUGCAGUGUGAAUUUGGAGAAGAUACUGUAAUCAUCCUGCUGUUUGUAAUGACUCAGAAACACCAGCUCAACACAAUUCCCUGUAUAACAUGAAAUAACUGAAUCUCGGUGCAUGCAUAAAAGUCCUUAUAUAAACUGAAGUCUGACAACAUGCUUGUUUGUGUGUGGGGGAUUGUAGAUGAGGCAGCUCAUGUGAGAUGUGCAGGGUGGUUGUUUUUGGGGGGAGGGGCAAAUCCUCUAAAUUAAAUAUUCCAAUCAAGCAUUCCAAGCUUGAGGAAACCACGUGUAUUUACGGAAAAAAAUGGGUGCUUAAAGAUAAAAUUGAUAUUAACACAUUGGUUUUCGUGUGCUUUAUUCAUCUUGACCGUGCGUAUUUUGUGCAUUGUCGCUAAUGGACAGCAGGGGGC
Molecule: messenger RNA, 7130 nt
Organism: Dunckerocampus dactyliophorus (ringed pipefish)
Lineage: Eukaryota; Metazoa; Chordata; Actinopteri; Syngnathiformes; Syngnathidae
Gene: taok2b
Product: TAO kinase 2b
Exons: 20
Coding region: 518-4036 (1172 amino acids)
Biological process (GO): protein phosphorylation
Molecular function (GO): protein kinase activity; ATP binding
Source: RefSeq, a predicted model, not a curated record